Messenger RNA from Durusdinium trenchii, 3285 nucleotides. Lineage: Eukaryota; Dinophyceae; Suessiales; Symbiodiniaceae. The record is from the annotation of a GenBank genome assembly.
AUGAUGAAAGAAGGUGAUGGGCUCUUGGAUAUGGAUGAGCUUGCCAUCUGGGAGUCGGGCCUCUUCCACACGGAAGCUGCCAUGAUCCAUUUGCUUCAGAUUGCGGACAAGGACGGCACCGCACCCUCUGAGCGCCGAGAUGGGGACAACCAGGCUACUGCAGAAGAGCUGGAGAACGCCAGAGAAGAGUUGGCCAGUUCCAUGCUGGAGUGCAAGUUAGCCUGUGGCAAGCAAUUUGAGUCUCCAUUGACGUGGACUUUGGAGAUGGCUCUCACGCAGCAGUACAAUCAGCAGCUCCUGCAGCUGAAUCAGCAGUACCAUCAGCAGAAGGCCGCCCUGGAACAGCAGGCCAUGCAGCUCACCAUGGAGUACCAGCAGCAGAGGAUGCAAGAAGAGAUGGCCAAGAAGCAAGCCGAGCUGCAGAAGGAGCACACAGAGGUCCAGGCGAGAUUUCACCAGGACCUUCAGAAGUUGCAUGGGCCUGGAGUCCCCCAGGAGCCCACAGGAAUGGGUCCCAACAGCGUCUAUGCUGCACCGAUGGCACCACAGAUACCAAGCCUGCGUGAUGCCAAGUGGGAAGUCUUAGAUGAGACUCGGCUAGAUGAGAUGAGGCUGGUUUGCUGGAAGAUGCUAUACUUGUUGGGCCAAACUCAUUUGCAUGCAAUACUUGUAGACAAUACUUGUGCUCGGGCAGCGGCGCGUGAGACACGCAGCUGGCGCUCAGGGGUCUCCAGAGCCUCAUGGCAGCCAGAUGAAAGACCCAGAGACCGCACGUGCCUGGCUGCGAUGGUGUCUCCAGUGACCACUGUGGAGCCCAGUGACGAUGUGGUGCCACACGAAGACAUGGAUGAGCUUGAUGACCAGAUGGCCACUGCGCCGCUUGGAAAGCCCCUGCCGUGGCUGCAGAAGUUCUUGCCUCAGGCGGUGGAGGCGUCGGAUGGGUUGCUCUUGCGCUUCAUGGAGGCCCUGGAGGAACGAGGUGUCGAACUCUACCCUGCGCAAGAGGAAGCCAUUGUUGAGAUCUUUUCAGGAGCUCAUGUGGUCUUGGACACCCCCACGGGCAGCGGGAAGAGUUUGGUGGCGGUCGCUGCGCUCUUCAAAGCCUUGGGCGAGGGUGCCAAGGGCGGCCAUCGUGGGCGCGCCUACUACACCUCUCCCACCAAGGCGCUGACGAGCGAGAAGUUCUUCGACCUCUGCCGACACUUCGGGGCCAAGAACGUGGGGAUGGCCACUGGAGAUGUGGCCAUCAACACACGGGCGCCUCUGAUUUGCUGUACUGCAGAGGUGUUGACCAGUAUCUCCCUCCGCGACUCGGGCGAAGCGAUCUGGACUGUGGUCAUGGACGAGUUCCAUUACUUCGGGGAUCCGGACCGGGGCGCCGCUUGGGAGUUGCCUCUGUGGCGGCUCAGUCGGCCAGGUUGCCGCACAAACUUCUUGCUGAUGUCUGGCACUCUGGGUUCCAAUCCGAAGCUUUAUCAAACCCUGCAGGACCGUUCGGGGCGCCCCGUGCGGGUCGUGUCUUCGACGGUGCGGCCAGUGCCACUGCAAUUCUCCUACAGCGAGGACUCAGUGCAGUCCUCCAUUGGCCAGCUGGUGCAAACCCAGCGAGCGCCGAUCUAUGUGGUGCAUUUCUCCCAACGCGAAGCCCUUGAGACUGCCAAGAAGAUGGCAGAUGCUCAGACUAGCGAUGGGACGCCUGUGCUGGCAUCAGCGUUGCAAGACCCUGCAGCCCUGCGAGAGCGGGUGGAGGCGGCGCACUUCAGCUCCCCCUUUGGUGUGGAAUUGCGGGAAUUGCUGCUGAGAGGUGUUGGAGUGCAUCAUGCUGGCUUAUUGCCCUGCUAUCGACGACUCGUGGAGCAGCUCACGCAGGACUCCCUGUUGGCGCUGGUCUGUGGAACUGACACCUUGGGGGUCGGCAUCAAUGUGCCGAUCCGCAGCGUGCUCUUCACCCGGCUCUGUAAGUUUGAUGGGGAGGAGACGCGGAUCAUGAGAUCCCGGGAGUUCCACCAGAUCGCCGGGCGCGCCGGGCGCAAGGGCUUCGAUGACCGGGGCUAUGUGGUGGCGGUGGACCCGGAUUGGAUCAUCCACAACCGCGAGCUCCAGCAGCAGAUUUCCUCUGCCAGCUCAUCAGGUGCUCGGCCGCCCUCGCCGCGCUGGCGGCGGCCGCCGCGCAGGAACUACCAACAUUGGACCCAAAAGACCUUCACCCAACUGCAACGGAGUGCGCCAGACCCGCUUCGCUCGCAGUUCCGCCUCAGCAUGGCGCAAGUGCUCUCGGUGUUGCAGAGUGCCGCGGAGCAGGGCUCCAAGGGCGAAGAGGAGUUAGAGGAUUUGAUUGCGGCGGCGCAAUGCUCCAGGGGCGCCAGACACUUUUGGCGGCGCCAGGUGAAGGUCUACAUGGAGGCCCUGCGAAGAUAUAUCGACUUCGAGUCCUUGGACCAGGUGGCGGAUCCAGCAGAGCGCUCUGCCACGAUUCCUUUGGACGAUGGCACCCUCUUCAUCUCCGAGGUGGUGCCCUCUCUCUCUGCCAAGCUCUCAGAGGAGGAUCUCCCGCUGGUGGUCCUGGCAGCAGCAGAGGCCAUUUGUGAUGCGUCCGAGACCUUUCUGCGUGCUUUGCCGCAAGCCAGCCGAGGAGAGGAGGCACCUGGACGCUGCCCACGUGAUAUCGAAGAGCUCUUAUUUGAGGUCUUCAACGACUUCCGGCGGCGGAGGCCCUGGAUCUCCCCGCAGUUCUUGCGGCCGAAAGGCAUCGCCUUGGAGUUGCUCUCCUGCGAGAGCUACAAGGAACUUCAGGAUCGUUUGCCAAAUCUUCCAGAGGGCACCCUCCUUCGCUACCUCUCAGAUGUCUACCGUGCCUUGCGUUUGGGGAUGCCGGAUGAGAUGAAGACCACCGGCUUGCGACAGGUGGAGAAUCGCUUGCGGCAGACGGUGUUGCAGGCGGAUUCGAGCUUGAUCAGCGAAUGGGAAGCCUUGAAGAAUUUCGAGAAGAACAUCGAAGCGUUGGAUAGCAUCGAAGUGUUGGAGGACAUCGAGAUAGAUGCAGGUGAUUUGAAGGGCGGCGCGAUGGUCCCCGCGACAUCGCGCGACGUCGCGCGGCGCUCGCGGGAAGAGCUGCAGCAACGGUUACAGAUGGUGCAAAGACACCUGUUACAGCAACAUGCCGAGCGCGAGGCCGAAGAAAUUCAGCGGCAGCGCGGCCUCCUGCAGCGCGCCAAGCGGGGCACCAUGCGGCUCUUGGCCGCGGCGGACGAGAUAUGGCAGAAGUUGCUGGGCCUCGUGUGGUGA